AUUCGAAAGCCUUCAUAGACGAUUGUAUGGACAGACGUUUCAAAAGGAACCCGACUCAACACCGCCAUUUAGACUGGACAGAAAGAUGGCCAGUCUGGACACUGUCCUCUAUUCAACGUCUUCUGAAGAAAUAUCACAGCCUUUCUUUACAAUGUCAAGAAACAUGCAAGAAAGGGGCAAAGAUGACAUUUUGCUUUCUGCACAGUGUGUAGCAGUUCACUCUAAAUUCCUGUCUGAACAAGUUCUGUAUCCUCUUGACAAUGGAGGCUACAUGGGAACCAGCAAGGGAAAUCCUGUAGUCACAUUUGAAUCAACUGGCUUUGCACACGGACAUAGCAGAAGAAAGAUGUACAUUACCUGCUAUCCACAACAGGUGAGAUAUGAACACUAUGUCCCAAUGAAAUUUGCACUGAAUGUCAAACACUUAGGAGGUCAUUUUGAGACAGGAUUUAUGCUGAAGCUGUACUGUCUAUGGCGAAUGUGUGGUGAGUGCAGCAUGAAAGAUGUGGUUAUACUCUACUCACACCAGACAAGGAAAUAUGCAGAAGUGAUGGAAAUCAUAUUGCUCUCAAAACCAACCAGGACAGUUUCUUUACUGACUCCAGAAGAAAUACCAAGCCACACAGGACAUCAUGUUCUCAUAUCAACUACUCAAAUUACAACAGAACUAGCACAACAGAUUGUCCUUGCAUGGGACUGUCUUGAACAGCUUAUAUCCUUAGAGAAGCUGAUAUCACUCAAAGUGAUAAAUUUGCUAAAGUCUGUAAAGCCAAGACUGAAUAUAGCAAUUGUCAGGACCCAAGAGUUCCUAGCCUUCUGUCAAAUGGAUGAACAUAUUCCAAAGCUAUACACAUGGAUAAAGAAAAAUAAACAGAAUAUCACAAAGAUAUGCAUUUCAUUCAGGGACUGCAACGACAUUGCCUUGAAUCACCACCAGAGUGCUCCUAUUAACAUCGCAGAAAUCCUAGAAACAUGGGAGUUCAACAUGCAAGAGAACAACAGCGUCACCACAACACAGUUAAAGGUACCUGAGAUUCUCUUGUUUGACAGAAGGGGAAUGUACCUUGUUGUGGGUGGAAUGACAGGACUAGGAUGGGAAUGUGUCUUGUAUCUGGCAUCCAAAGGUGCUGGGUGCAUUACUAUUAUCAGCAGACGUAAUCCAGAUCCAAACAAACAAGAUGAAAUGAAGCAUGUGUCCGAGAUGUAUGGAUGCAUUGUUACAUCUCAGUCAGCUGAUGUUCAAGAUAUCAAGGAAAUAGGAUCAGCUUUGAAGAAGCUAGGAACCCGUUUCCCUGCCUAUAUUUUGAAAGGAGUAUUCUUUGGAGCUGCUGUUCUAAAGGAUGGAAUUCUUUUAGAAAUGACGAGAGACAAGUUCAAGACAGCUUCUUCUCCCAAGGUUGCUGGAUCCUGGAAUCUGCAUAUCCUGACAGAGCAUCUCCCACUGGACUAUUUUGUGCUGUUUUCAUCAGUAGUAUCUGUCUUUGGAAAUGCUGGACAGACAAACUAUGGUGCUGGGAAUGGAUUCAUGGAUGCCCUAGCUCAUGUCAGGAGGCAAAAUGGCAAGUGUGGUCAGACUGUAAACUGGGGUCCUCUGAAUAUGGGCAUGCUGCAAGAAAGACAUAUAAAACAAAUGGAAUCGUUUGGAUACGUUCUGAUACACAAGAGAAGUAUACCUGACUGCCUCACACACAUCCUUAUGUUGAAUAAGCCACAGAUCAUUAUGUGCGGUCUCCAGUUGGUAAAAUUUGGACAAAGCCUCCAAAGAGAGAACAAUGUGGAACUGGAGUCUCGAUUUAGAUCGGUCUUGUCUCCAUUUAAGGCAGCAAUGUCUUCAGCUUCACCAAGUAAUGUGGAAACAUUUAACUUUGAGGAGAUGAAGAAAAUGUCAAAGGAAAAUGUUCUACCCAAACUUGUGAAGUACGUGAAGGCUGUGGUUAUUGAUGUAGCUAUGCUUGACGAAUCCUCUCUAGAUGUGGAGCAGGGAACCAGAGAUCAGGGAGUUGACUCAAUGAAUUUCAUGCAAAUUACUGGGAAAAUCAUGGAUGACACACACGUUCAGCUAUCAUCAACAAAAUUGAAUGUUGAAAACGCAUCGGUGUCUCAAAUCUCAAAGUACAUUUAUGAUGACUGGAUGAUCAAAAGGAAUGGUGAUCAGAAACAUGAGCAGUCUCUUCCAGUCAAAGAUUCAUCAGAAUCUGACGCAGUUCUUCUCCCAGGAGAACAGUUUGUUUUUGACAACUACAUGAGAGAUCCAAAUCAUAUAUCACAUUUAAUGAUCGUGGAACUGGAAUUGCUUGAUGUUUCUGAACCAAAGUCUAUCAAGAAGAUCCUCCACGAAAACGUCAGACGACACCCGACGUGUAGGACAGCUUUUCAUGUUGUGAAUGGAGAAGCAAGAAAAUCAAUACUGAGUGCCGGGGCUGAUAUUGACUACAGGAUAGGUGAUCUGACAAACCGUCCUGACGUAUCACGUCUCACAGAGGAGCGUUUUUAUCUUGAUCGCCAAGGACCAAUACGAUUUGUCUUUGUGAAAGGAAAUCCCCCACAUCUCAUCAUUGUCUUUCAUAGAAUUGGCUUUGACCACCAGGCAAUUACAAUCUUCAUAAACGACUUCAUGAAUAUAGGUCAAGCUUUCUCACAGGGACAGUCUCUGGGCGAUGUACAAAGUUCUCCAGAUAUGUCCAUUGGUCCAGAAAUAAGGACAAUCCUUCAACCAAGAUAUGAACACAUUAAGGAAUUUUGGAAAAAACACUUGAAACAGUUCCAUACAUUUCCUUUGCAGACAGGGCCGUGUCAUCCACACCACAAAUGGACAGUAUAAGUGAAACGAUAUG
This is a messenger RNA of Haliotis rubra (blacklip abalone), 2834 nucleotides long. RefSeq names its product hybrid PKS-NRPS synthetase pytA-like. Bases 86 to 2821 code for a protein of 911 amino acids. The transcript has 2 exons. Gene Ontology annotation, biological process: fatty acid biosynthetic process; secondary metabolite biosynthetic process. Gene Ontology annotation, molecular function: fatty acid synthase activity. The record is from RefSeq and is a predicted model, not a curated record. NCBI's taxonomy places the organism in Eukaryota, Metazoa, Mollusca, Gastropoda, Lepetellida, Haliotidae.